Molecule: messenger RNA, 667 nt
Organism: Trichechus manatus latirostris (Florida manatee)
Lineage: Eukaryota; Metazoa; Chordata; Mammalia; Sirenia; Trichechidae
Product: cdc42 effector protein 2
Exons: 1
Coding region: 10-654 (214 amino acids)
Biological process (GO): regulation of cell shape; positive regulation of pseudopodium assembly; positive regulation of actin filament polymerization
Cellular component (GO): cytoplasm; membrane
Molecular function (GO): small GTPase binding
Source: RefSeq, a predicted model, not a curated record
GAGGUCACGAUGUCCACCAAGGUGCCCAUCUACCUGAAGCGCGGCAGCCGCAAGGGCAAGAAGGAGAAGCUGCGGGACCUGCUGUCCUCGGACAUGAUCAGUCCGCCGCUGGGGGACUUCCGCCACACCAUUCACAUCGGCAGCGGUGGUGGCAGUGACAUGUUCGGGGACAUCUCCUUCCUGCAGGGCAAGUUCCACCUCCUGCCGGGAACAGCGGUCGAGGGGCCUGAGGAGGACGGCACCUUGGACCUCCCCUUCCAGUUCACACGCACGGCCACAGUGUGCAGGCGGGAGCUCCCCGACGGGCCGUCCCCGCUGCUCAAGAAUGCCAUCUCCCUCCCUGUCAUCGGGGGGCCCCAGGCCCUCACCCUGCCCCCCGCCCAGGCCCCACCCAAACCCCCUCGGCUGCACCUGGAGACCCCUCAGCACUCCCCCCAGCCCUCCCCGCAGGAGCCAGGGGAUGUGGACAUCUGGAGGACUCUGGAGGCUGGCCCUGCCCGCAACGGGCUGACCCCCCAGUCCGGGGCCGAGGAGCCCUUCCUGUCCCAUGCCAGCUCCCUGCUCUCCCUACAUGUGGACCUGGGGCCCUCCAUCCUGGACGACGUGCUCCAGAUCAUGGACCAGGACCUGGACGGCAUGCAGAUCCCCACGUAGCACCCACGGCCAG